Molecule: messenger RNA, 689 nt
Organism: Ailuropoda melanoleuca (giant panda)
Lineage: Eukaryota; Metazoa; Chordata; Mammalia; Carnivora; Ursidae
Gene: RANGRF
Product: RAN guanine nucleotide release factor
Exons: 5
Coding region: 62-646 (194 amino acids)
Biological process (GO): heart contraction; regulation of membrane depolarization; regulation of sodium ion transmembrane transporter activity
Cellular component (GO): nucleus
Molecular function (GO): transmembrane transporter binding; guanyl-nucleotide exchange factor activity; small GTPase binding
Source: RefSeq, a predicted model, not a curated record
GGGAGGCGGCGGCGGUGAUGAUGCCUCGUGGCCACACGUGGGUUUCUUCCACAUCUCUCUAAUGCCCGCAUCUAGCCCCAGGCCCAUGGAGCCCACGCGAGACUACCCGCUGUUCGGGGGCGCCUUCUCCGCCACUCUCCCUCCCGGGGCCCUUGACGUGAGCGACCUCCGACCGGUCCCGGACAAUCAGGAAGUCUUCUGCCACCGCGUGACGGACCAGAGCCUGAUCGUGGAACUUCUGGAGCUGCAGGCCCACGUGCAGGGCCAGGAGGCCGCGCGGUACCACUUUGAGGACGUGGGCGGGGUGCAGGGGGCUAGGGCCUUGCAAGUGGACAGUGUGCAGCCCCUCCUUUUGGAGAACCUGGCUCUGAGGAGCUGCUGUCAAGAAGCCUGGGUCCUCUCUGGCAAGCAGCAGGUGGCUAAAGAAAACCAGCAGGCAGCAAAGGAUGUGACAGUGCACCAGGCUUUGCUGCGGCUGCCCCGGUACCAGACUGAUCUCCUGCUCACCUUCAAUGAUCCCCCCCCUGACAAUAGGUUAUCUCUUGGUCCUGAAAAUCUGUCACUUCCGCCCUGGAGCCUGGGUGACUUUGAACAGCUGGUGACCAGUCUGACCCUUCAGGACCCUAACAUCUUUGGUCCCCAGUAAAGAUGCUGAAACACUGAGUGAGGCUGCUGAAGCUCACGGGGAC